GCUCUAUUUAAACCUCGCACUCCUCCCAAAUAUCUCGUCUCGCUUCAAGUCAGGCACAGGAAAAGGGAGAACAAGGGGAGCGGGAGAGUGAUGGCUAGAAAGGUCUCCUUCCUGCUCCUGGCGCUCCUCCUCCUCGCCGUCGCCUUCCCUUCGGAGGUCAUGGGAGGAGGCAACCUCAAGCCAUGGGAGUGCUCGCCCAAGUGCGAGUCGCGGUGCUCGCGGACGCAGUACAAGAAGGCGUGCCUGACCUUCUGCAACAAGUGUUGCGUCAAGUGCCUGUGCGUGCCCCCCGGGUACUACGGCAACAAGGGCGCCUGCCCCUGCUACAACAACUGGAAGACCAAGGAAGGAGGGCCCAAGUGCCCAUAAAUCCAUCCGUUCACCAUCCUGCGCUGCUGCAUGCCAAGAUCAGAUACCUAUCGAUGAUCCAGAAUUGUUCAUGCAUGCAUUGCUGCCCUAGCUAUUAGUAGUGAUGCGUUCGUUUUUGGCACCAGAUCUGGAUGCUGAUUUUGUUAGUGUUGGUGAGAAGAAAGGGAGCGAGGAUUCCUACUAUUUCCUUGGGUGGCAUGUGAAUCCGAAGUUGAUUAAAAUUAUCCCCCGAAUCGAGUAGCCAAAUGGGGGAAACCUGGUGAUCUUGCUACCACAGUAUUGUUUCGUUCAGGAUGUUUGUCUUUGAUUUUUCUUA
Messenger RNA from Phragmites australis (common reed), 685 nucleotides. Its product is annotated as gibberellin-regulated protein 4-like. The transcript has 3 exons. NCBI's taxonomy places the organism in Eukaryota, Viridiplantae, Streptophyta, Magnoliopsida, Poales, Poaceae. The record is from RefSeq and is a predicted model, not a curated record. Bases 91 to 369 code for a protein of 92 amino acids.